Closterium sp. NIES-65 is the source of this 4788-nucleotide messenger RNA. Lineage: Eukaryota; Viridiplantae; Streptophyta; Zygnematophyceae; Desmidiales; Closteriaceae. The record is from the annotation of a GenBank genome assembly.
AUGUCUAGUCAGCGUCUUGUCCUAGGCCUCCCACGUGUCUUGCCGUCGCUGCCGCCUUCGCCUGCGCCGCCGUGUCGUCCCUGCGUCGAGGGUAGGCUGCGCGCCACCCCUCACUCCUCCUCCCUUCGUCCGGCCACCGAGCCUUUUGAGACGCUUCACUUGGACGUCUGGGGCCCAGCCCCUCGUCUAGGCCCUGAGCGUGAGCGUUACUUUCUGGUGGUCGUUGACGACUUCUCCCGCUACACCACAGUGUUCCCUCUGGCGAAGAAGUCUGAGGUGACUUCCUACGCUGAUCAGGUGGUUGCUCACCACCGAGGACACUCGUGGUCGUCGUGUCAGCUGUCUCCACUCCGACCGUGGGGGUACGCCGCGCACCAGCUGAACCUCUGGCCACGUGUCUCUCGACCAGAGGUUUCACCGACCAGUCUUUGGACAGGGUUCCCUGGUGUUGCGUCGCGGUUUCGUGUCUGGGGGUGCUUGGCUCUUGUCCGCGACACCUCCGCGGACAAGCUCUCGCCUCGUGCCGUCCCCUCGACCCCUCGGGUCGCCAUUUCCCCUGCGGCCCCCGCCGCCUUCACUGACGCGGCCCCGCCGCCCUCUCUGUCGCGGCCCCGCCGCCUGCUCUCACGCGGCCCCGCCCCGGCUCCUUCGCGGCCCCGCCGCCUGCUCUCGCGCGGCCCCGCCCCGGCUUCUACGCGGCCCCGCCCCGGCUUUCACGCGGCCCCCGCCGACGGCUUUGUCGCGGCCCCGCCCAGGCCCUUACGCGGCUCCGCCGCCUGCUCUCACGCGGCCCCGCCCCGGCUCCUUCGCGGCCCCGCCGCCCUGCUCUCGCGCGGCCCCGCCCCGGCUUCUACGCGGCCCCGCCCCGGCUUUCACGCGGCCCCCGCCGACGGCUCUGUCGCGGGCCCCGCCCAGGCCCUUACGCGGCCCCGCCGCCUGCCCCCCGUCGCGGCCCGGUCACCUCCUGACGGCCCCCGCCGUCCCUUCGUGACGGCCCCGCCGGCACCUCCUGACGGCUCCUGCCGUCCCCUUCUACCGGCCCCCGCAACUGCACCUGCUGGCCCCGCCGCUGCACCUACCGGCACCCCCACCACCCACCCCCCCCCCCCUUUUCCCGUCGCCCGUCGCGGCUCCUUCGGGGGCCGCAGCAGAGGGGUGGCAGGUGUGUGGCCUCCCCUGCUUCUCCUCCUCCUUCAUCUCCCACUGCAGCAGCCGAGCCGCUCACCUGCAGCAGCCGAGCCGCCCCACCGCCGAGCCGCCCUGCACCCGAGCCGCCCCAGCAGCCGAGCACCCUGCCGCCGAGCCGCCGGCCCCAGCGACGCCGGCGUGAGUCCCUCACGCCCCAGCAGCUGCGUGGGUGGUACGCUGGUUGGGGCUGUAGUGGUGGCGACGCUACUCCUACUUCCAUUCCUGCUGCUUCUACUCGUGGUGGCGGCCAGAUGCAGCUCCCCGCGACCCUCUCGCGUGUCUCUCACGCCUCGCCAGCUUCGUGAGUGGUACGCUCAGAGUGGAGGGUCUCUCAGUGCUGUUCGCUGCUCUUACGUGAUUCGCACUGGUACUCGGACUGUACAGGUGCGGCUCGCUGCUCUAGGUGCUAGUGAGUCUGCUUCCUCAGGUGCGGGUGAGGCUGCGCUCUCAGGUACGCAGCGUCGGUCUCUCCCCUCCCCUUCCUUCGGGCACCAGGACCUUCCUGUGUACCCUGUGUCGAGGGGCGCCUCAGGGCUGCUCCUCACUCCUCCCAGUUUCCCCCGACAGAGGCCUCCUCUGCAGACGCUUCACAUGGACGUGUGGGGCCCGGCCCCCGUCCGUGGGCAGGGUCACGAGCGCUACUUCCUGUUGGUGGUUGACGACUACUCGCCUCAGGAGGAGCUUCGGCUCGGACUUUCCGUUCUGCGUCUGCACUCUGACCGAGGUGGGGAGUUCUCCUCUCGCCUUCUGCGAGACUACUGUCGUGCACAGGGGAUCCGCCAGACCUUUACGCUUCCGGACUCUCCACAGCAAAAUGGGAUUGCUGAGCGCCGCAUUGGCAUGGUCAUGGAUGUCGCUCGUACGUCCAUGAUGCAUGCGGCUGCCCCCCAUUUUCUGUGGCCGUUUGCGGUUCGGUACGCGGCGCAUCAGCUCAACCUUCACCCCAGGGUCUCUCGGCCCGCGAUGUCCCCAGUGUUACUGUGGACGGGGAAGGUUGGCGAUGCGUCUGCGUUCCGUGUCUGGGGAUCUCGGGCGUUUGUCCGCGACUUGUCUGCGGACAAGCUGUCCCCCCGUGCUGCUCCCUGUGUCUUCCUUGGCUUCCCCCCUGACGCUCCAGGGUGGCAGUUCUACCACCCCUCCUCUCGUCGUGUUCUGUCCUCCCAGGACGUCACGUUCGACGAGUCAGUCCCCUCUCUACCGCCUCUUCCCCUACCGUACUCCUUCCCUUCCCCCCCACCGGACUUCCUGGUACCAGUUUCCCCCCCGGUAGACCCCCUCCCCCCUCAGGUUCCUGCCCCUUCAGGUGUGUCCCAGCCUGGGGGUGCUGAGCCUGGGGGUGCGAGGCCGGGGGGUGCUGAGUCUGGGGGUGCUGAGCCGGGGGGUGCUGAGCCGGAGGGUGCUACGUCAGGAGCUGCUGAGCCUGGGGGUGCUGGGCCUGGAGGUGCAGAGCCUGCGCCUGCUGGACCUGGGGGCUCUCCGGUUCUUCCGUCUCGGCGGGAGCCGCUCUCUCCACAGGAGCUGCGCGAGUGGUUUGCUCGCCGCUGGAGGCGUGCUGCUGGAGCUGGAGCUUCUUCGCCUGCUGAGGGUGCUGCUGCGGUCCCGGAGCUGCUGGGCCUGCGGGUCCUACUGGAGCUGGAGCCACUGAGUCUGGGGGUGCUGAGUCUGGAGCUGCUGAGCCUGGAGGUGCUGAGUCUGGAGCGGCUGUGCCUGGGGGUGCUGAGUCUGGAGCUGCUGAGCCUGGGGUUUCUCUGCUGCUGCGUCUCGCCGGGAGCCCUCUCUCCCCAGGAGCUGCGUGAGUGGUUUUGCUCGCCGCUGGAGGAGUGCUGCUGGAGCUGGAGCUUCGUCGACCGUCGAGGGUGCUGGUGCUGCCGGUCCCGGAGCUGCUGGGCCUACGGGUCUACUGGAGCUGGAGCUGCUGAGGGUGUUAGUGCUGAGACUACUGCUGUCUGUCCUGGCGGUGGUUCUGCUGCUGGUGCUGCUGGAGGUCCUGCCGCUGGAGGUGUUGGUGGCGCUGGUGCUGUCGCUGAGGGUGCUGGUGCUGUCCCUGCUGAGUCUGGAGCUGCCACGCGGCCUCGGCCGUACUUCGUUCCGCUCCUACAGCAGGUUCUUGGUCUUUCUCCUUCGGUAGAGUGUCCACAGCCUGUCCAGUCGCAGUCACUGUUGGAGCCUUCCUCUCCUCUGCCUGCUCCCUCUCCUUACACUGGUCCUACUGGAGGUCUUGCUGAGCGUCGUGAGCCUGCGUCUCGUCCCGCGUCGCCUGUUCGUGCUACUCGCGCUAGUGGUCGCGGUUCGCGUCAGCGUCCUCCUCCUGUCCCUGGCACGCACCGGAUGUCUCUGCGUCUGUCCACUGCUCCUCUGCGUGACCCUUUGCCUUCUCCUCCUGAGUCCUCUCUUGCGCUUGCCGACCCUGAGUCGGACUCUCUUCGCGCUGCCAGUCCUACUGUCACGCGUCUGCUUGCUACUGUCGUCACUGACCCCUCUUUUGAGUCCACUGCUGCGUCUGCUCUAGUCGCUGAGCUCGUUGACUUUGCUGCUCGCUGUCGUCUCGACUACGCUGCUGGUCUUGUUGCUGAGUCUGCGUCUGUCUGUCCUCCGUCCGUCGGGGGUGAGUGUGCUCUUGGCACGGACGUCCUAGAGGACAGACAGGAGGAGUUACUGUGUCUAGCGGCUGCUUCAUCAUCUCGCGUCUGUAUGCUUGCCCCUGAGGGAGACCCGGAUGCACUAGACAUCCCGACUCCGCGUUCUUACGCGGAGGCCGUAGAGGGUCCCUACUCCUCUCAGUGGCAGGCAGCUAUGGAUGCAGAGAUGGCUUCCUGGAAGUCCACAGGCACCUACGUUGACGCAGUUCCCCCUCCUGGGGCGAACAUCGUCAGUGGCAUGUGGAUCUUCCGGCGGCAGGGAGUUGACUACUUUCAGACCUUCUCUCCCACCCCGAAGAUGACCACUCUUCGGGUGCUGCUGCACAUAGCCGCUCAGCGCGACUACGAGCUUCACUCUCUCGACUUCAGCACUGCGUUCCUGCAGGUCUACGGUCUCCGCCAGGCACCGCGUGGAGUGGCACGACAACAGAGGACUACGCUGGCGGCACUGGGGUUUGCUCCUUCUACUGCUGACCCGUCGCUGUUUCUGCGCACCGACACUUCACUGCCGCCGUUCUACAUCCUCGUGUACGUCGACGACUUGGUCUUUGCCACAGCGGACACUGCUGGACUCGCCUACGUGAAGUCCGAGCUGCUGAAGAGACACACGUGCACAGACCUGGGUGAACUGCGCAGCUACCUUGGCUUGCAGAUCACUCGGGACAGAGCACGCCGCACCAUUACCUUGACUCAGUCACACAUGGUGCAGCAGGUCCUUCAGCGCUUCGGCUUCACGUACUCCUCGCCUCAGGCCACUCCUCUGCCUACUCGCCACUCACUCUCAGCUCUGCCUUCGGAUGAGUCCGUAGAGUCGAGUGGUCCGUAUGCAGAGCUUACCAGAGCACAUGGCUGCAGCGAAGAGGGUAUUGCGCUACCUGUGCAGUACGUCGGGCAUGGGGCUUGUGCUUGGAGGGCGGAGUCCAGUGGUCCUUACCGGCCACGCGGACGCUUCUUGGGCUGA